AUGCUAUUAACUAGAAGUUUUUCUUAUUCCAUAGCUGCUCCAAGGCAAUGCAUCGACCUGUAUUUUGACUAUAAGUAUGCUAUUGAGCCGUCAUGGGAGUGUAAGUUUGACCACAUUGAAGUCAGAGAUGGCCCCUUCAGCUUUUCUCCUAUCAUCGGCCGUUACUGUGGACAAGUGAGCCCGAACUAUGUUAGGUCCAGUGGACGAUACCUUUGGAUAAAGUUUGUAGCAGAUAGCGAACUGGAAGCCACUGGAUUUUCAGCUCGGUACAAUUUCACUCAAGAUCCUGAAUUCAAAGACCUUGGUGCUCAACCACCUCUUCCAAUUUGUGAGUUUGACAUGAGUGGGCCAGAGGGGAUUGUGGAGUCCGUCAUGGUUUCAAAAGAAGGCAAAGCACUACAGACAGAGGCUGUAGACUGCAGGUGGUUCAUCAGAGCUCCUCCUGGCUCUAAGAUCUUUUUGCGCUUCCUGGAUUACGAGAUGCAGAACUCGAAUGAGUGUAAGCGUAACUUUGUGGCGGUGUAUGACGGGAGCAGCUCGGUGGAGCACCUGAAGAAUAAAUUCUGCAGCACGGUGGCCAAUGAUGUGAUGCUGCUGAAUUCAUUAGGUGUGAUUCGCAUGUGGGCCGAUGAGACGAGCCGCAGGAGCCGAUUCCGUAUCCUCUUCACCACCUUCCACGAGCCUCCAUGUGGAAGUGACACAUUCUUUUGCCAUAGCAACAUGUGCAUAAACCACACUUUGGUGUGCAAUGGCAUCCAAAACUGUGUCUAUCCCUGGGAUGAAAAUGGCUGCAAAGAGAAAAGAAAAGCCACGAUCCUGGACAGCCUUGACAACACCAAUGUGACCAUAAUUGGCGUGACCUGCGGAGUGGUCCUCAUCCUGCUCACCGUGUCCAUAAUCAUUCAGAUAAAACAGCCACGCAAGAGGUACAUCAUCCGUAGGGACGAAUUCGACCCCACUUUGCUUCACGAGGCCUUUGAACCGCCACAUUACGAACUUUGCACAUUACGACAGACGACCUCAUGCGAUAAUGAGGAUUUACCAGAGGACUUCCCCAACCUCCAGCGCACGUCCUCCAAAUGCAUCCACGGCCACCACUGUGGCUCUCAGGUGUCCAGCACUCGAGGCAGUCGCAGUGACCUCAGCCUGCGAGAUGCUGCAGCCAUUCUCUCCGAAAUGGAGACUUCCACACAAACCCCUUUCCCUUUGCAAGCAACCCCAAAUGUUCGUAGGAACAUCGUAGUGAUGAAACACAGCUACUCGCAUGACGGGGCUGAAGAGUGUGACCUGGAUGAUGAGUUUUAUGACGGUCCCACCACCAGCCGUGGCCGAUCAAUGGAUAGAACUGUGCAUCGCUCAAUAUCCAAUGACUUUUGAUGGUCGCACAUGCACAGUGAAGGACGUUUUUGUCUUUGUUCUACUUGUAGACUUGCUCUUGGUUUAUGUUUGUUGACAGAUAAAAUUUCCUUAUUUAGUUUUCAUCAGUUUGCAUCCAUAAGGAAAUAUCAUCACCAUAUCAGGCCCGUAACCAGCCUGGUGAAAUGUGUGGUUCUUUUUUUCUCAAAAACUGGACCUUUUUGCAGUUAUUCGCCUUAAUUUCUUUUUAAUUCUAAGGUUUAAAAACUGCAUUUUAGUGAAAUUUUAAGCUCUAUUGUUUAGCUGGAUGCAGUUCAUUCCACUGUGGCGACCCCAGAUUAAUAAAGGGAUUAAGCCGAAAAGAAAAUGAAUGAAUGAAUGAAUGAAUGAAUGAAUGAAUGAAUGAAUGAAUGAAUGUUUAGCUGGAUUAGCUUUUCGAGUGGUCAUCUUAACCACCCUUUUUGAGGCAUCAAAAACACUUUCUAAAUGUUUAGAAUAAUGAAAUUAAAAAAUGCCUGUUUUUAAAAAACAAAUGUAUUAC
Danio rerio (zebrafish) is the source of this 1897-nucleotide messenger RNA. The record is from RefSeq and is a predicted model, not a curated record. NCBI's taxonomy places the organism in Eukaryota, Metazoa, Chordata, Actinopteri, Cypriniformes, Danionidae.